This is a messenger RNA of Vombatus ursinus (common wombat), 939 nucleotides long. Its product is annotated as olfactory receptor 480-like. NCBI's taxonomy places the organism in Eukaryota, Metazoa, Chordata, Mammalia, Diprotodontia, Vombatidae. Gene Ontology annotation, molecular function: olfactory receptor activity; G protein-coupled receptor activity; odorant binding. The transcript has a single exon. Gene Ontology annotation, cellular component: membrane. Gene Ontology annotation, biological process: G protein-coupled receptor signaling pathway; sensory perception of smell. The coding region runs from base 1 to 939 and encodes 312 amino acids. The record is from RefSeq and is a predicted model, not a curated record.
AUGUCUGGCAAUAAUUGCUCUGCUGUGACUGAAUUCAUUAUUUUGGCAUUAACAGAUGAUCUAACCCUUCAUGUCAUCCUCUUUGUGAUAUUUCUGGGUGUCUAUACCAUCACCUUAUUUGUUAACCUUUGCAUCAUAAUAUUGAUUAGAAAUAGCUCCCAGCUUCACACUCCAAUGUACCUUUUCCUGAGCCACUUGGCUUUUGUGGAUAUUGGUUAUUGUUCAUCUGUCACACCUCUCAUGUUUAUCAAUUUCCUUAUGGACAAGACUUCAAUUUCUCUGGGAGGCUGUGUGGCCCAGUUUUGUUUUGCAACCACCUUUGGGACAGCUGAGUGCUUUUUGCUAGCUGUGAUAGCCUAUGAUCAGUAUGUGGCCAUUUGUAGCCCCUUACUCUACUCCAUCCAUAUGUCUACCAGGGUCUGUACUCUGCUAUUCUUCACAUCCUAUCUGGGUGGUUGUGUAAAUUCUUGGAUCUCUACUGGUUGUUUAUUGAAUCUGUCCUUCUGUGGACCCAAUAAGAUCAAUCACUUUUUCUGUGAUUAUUCAUCACUUCUGAAGCUUUCCAACUCCCAAGACGAUCUUUCUGAAAUUCUUCCUGCUGUCUCUGCUGGGACAAUAAUUAUAAUCACAGUGCUGAUUAUCCUAAUCUCUUAUGUAUAUAUCCUCUUCUCUGUCCUGAAGAUAAGGUCCACUGUGGGGAGAUCCAAAGCUUUCUCAACUUGCACCUCCCACUUCACAGCAGUCAUUCUGUUCUAUGGGACCUUUACAUUCAUUUAUGUGAUGCCUAAAUCCAGUUACUCAACAGCUGAGAAUAAAGUGGUGUCUGUUUUCUAUGCUGUAAUGAUCCCCAUGUUGAACCCCCUGAUCUACAGUCUAAGGAACAAUGAAGUAAAAGGGGCCCUGAAGAAAUAUAUGGGUAGGAAACAUCUUUUUUCAUGA